This is a messenger RNA of Physella acuta, 958 nucleotides long. Its product is annotated as exosome complex component RRP46. Gene Ontology annotation, biological process: U4 snRNA 3'-end processing; rRNA catabolic process; nuclear mRNA surveillance. NCBI's taxonomy places the organism in Eukaryota, Metazoa, Mollusca, Gastropoda, Physidae. Gene Ontology annotation, molecular function: RNA binding. Gene Ontology annotation, cellular component: cytoplasmic exosome (RNase complex); nucleolus; nuclear exosome (RNase complex). The record is from RefSeq and is a predicted model, not a curated record.
UAGAUCUAAAAGUAUCCAAACAAACACAAAAGAUAAAACACGCCGAUAAUCUUCUUUCAGCAUGGCAGCGGCAUUUCGAAUAGUGAAAAAAGAAGAUUUGGAGGCAGAAGAACAGAAGGAGCCUAACCACACACUGCGAUGUUUAACUUCAGAAUUUGGUUGCCUGACACGUCAGGAUGGCUCAGUGAGUUUAUCCCAAGGCGACACAACCGCCAUAGCUGUGACCUACGGACCGGCUGAGGUCAGAAUGGUCAGGGAGCUCAUAGACCGGGCAACAGUGGAGCUGAUUUACAAACCCAAGGUGGGGAUGACAAGUCCAGCUGACAGAAAGUACGAAACUGUUUUAAAAAAUGCACUGGACGCCGCUAUAAUGACAAGCCUACACCCUCGAUCGUCUAUCACGGUGAUUAUACAGGAGACAGAAAAUACAGGCUCGUACUUAGCUUGUUGUAUUAACGCAGCAUGUAUGGCGCUGCUCGAUGCGGCAGUCAGUUUAAAAUUCCUGCUGGCCGGCGUCGCCGUGGCGGUGUCGCAGUCCGGGCAGCUUCAGCUGGACCCCACGCUCCAGCAAGAACAGGAGGCCAGGGCUAACUUGACUUUUGUCUUUGAGAGUGUGGAUCUAAAAAUAGUAACAGUCGUGACGACAGGGAAGUUCACCCAUGAGGAGUACAAGCAAGGGCUGGAGUUAUCUCGUCUGGCUGCCGUCAAUGUGUUCACAUUCUUCAGGGAAUCUGUCUCGAGGAAGCUGCUUCAUCUCUGCAAGUGACGGUUUUAAUCUAGAGUGUAGAACUUUGUUUUAUAAAAUAAACUAGACUUGUUAGCCAGAAAAACAACAAAAUUGUUGGCCAAAAUAAAAUAUGUUUAUACUCACUAAUUAAUGUUUGACCCGGCACAUAUUCCUCAAGCAUGUUAUCAAUUAAUAACAGCUUGUUUAUUGUUGUAAAAAAUGAAAUAAAAA